This is a messenger RNA of Cyprinus carpio (common carp), 3055 nucleotides long. RefSeq lists its product as uncharacterized. Gene Ontology annotation, molecular function: mannosyl-glycoprotein endo-beta-N-acetylglucosaminidase activity. Gene Ontology annotation, biological process: protein deglycosylation. Gene Ontology annotation, cellular component: cytoplasm. The transcript has 2 exons. NCBI's taxonomy places the organism in Eukaryota, Metazoa, Chordata, Actinopteri, Cypriniformes, Cyprinidae. The coding region runs from base 966 to 2426 and encodes 486 amino acids. The record is from RefSeq and is a predicted model, not a curated record.
GUUCCUUUAGCACAUUUAAAACACACUAAACCGUAUACGUUGAUAUUGAGAAAAAACCUGCACAUCUACACCCUUUCCACUCCCACUCUACUGAAUAAGUUAAAUAGGGGAAGACGAUGUCUUGGGUUUUUCGUGGAGUGGUUCGCUGGAACAGAUAGGCUACUGUCCAUUUUAGGCUAAAAGCAAGCCAAUAUUUCCUUUAUAUUUCUACAUGAAGACUACUUUUUGAAAGGGACCUGAUAAAGACAAAAGGAGCAGUAGCUUGGGUCACGGUAUCAACCCCCUGUGCACUUUCUUGAUUGCGACAGUAAGUAACUACUCACAUUUUGUCUACCACUGGCUGAAAAAUCACGCAAACCCAACUGCACAAGCAGAUGCUAGUAACGUAUGCAAAGUUUUAACCUAACAAAAGUGGAUUUUAAUAUACAGUUCUUCUAUGUUUACUCUGAAAGCAUUAUGUCUUCUUCUAUGUAACUUACUACAAAUGCAUUUUUUAUUUAUAGGUAUAUAAGCAUUUAAGAAGAUAUCCAGAAUGGCAGAAAACAAUGAGCCAGUGUCCUUCUUGGACUUGGCUAUUGUCAUGAAGUAUUUAGACCCAAACAUGAAAUUAUCAGAAGCUCAAAUCCGGGUUUCAGAGCUCAAAAAAUGUGUUUCUGACAUGCUGAAUCUAACACAUCGUCCAUCAUUAGCAUUCUCUGAUGAGAAUUCACUUGCUCAUGGUUUGAACUUACGUGGUACUGCAAAGGAACAAAUCCAGGCUGUUAUUGACUACAAUAAAUCUCAUCCCCCGUUGAAAAUUUUUUAACUAUUAUGAGUCUGUUUAUACAUCUCCACAUCGAAUUGUAAAUGAAUUGCUCGAAGCUAAAAAAGGAAAUCUAGAUUAUCUGAAAGCUGCAGAAUCACGCGAUGAUUGUGACAUCUCAGCAUUAUCCCAAGAUGUGAUCCUACUUGCAGCUCAGACUUUCAUGUUUCGAAACAAACAUUACAAUGUUUCUGAUGAAGAGGCUCUUCAAGCUUUCCACAAUGCCAUUCAAUAUCUAAAAGGGGAGCAACGUACAUCAGCUCAGUUCAUAAAGUGUGACAGCCGAGAGCUCACAGAGAUCAUCCGAUGUGUAAACCGAUAUUUCAUUGAAGAAAGCAUAGAUAUAAUCGGCCUUGAAAUAGCUAAAAAAGUGAUGGAUAGUAUUAAUCAAGGCACAGAGCCUCCAAAACCAGACGGGUAUAUUUUUUCAUGGGAUGUACACUUGCUGUCUGAAGUUGAUUGCCUCAGGUUUAACUAUUCAGAGAGAAAUUUAAUAUUUAGAAAUGAGAGUGAUGAUUACAUAUUUCCAGAGUGGGAGAGAAUGGGGCAAAACUGUUAUCGCUGGUACAUUUUUCGUGCACAGGGUAAAUACAGCGGGAAGGACUAUUACGCCGUACAAUUAAAAAAGACUACUACAAUCGGGGGUAGUGUUCGUGAAUUUAAAGGUGAUUUCAGAGCCAGCGAAGAUCCUGCCCUUCUGAAACGAUUUCAAGAUGCCAAAAUAAACGGGAACUGUACUAGUGAAUUCCAGAGGACAGCUGCAUAUAGCUGGAGCAGAGAUGGCACACCUCCUGCGCACCCAUACUUCAUUGUGGCUCAACUCUACUGGCCUCGUAUUCCACUCAAUUCAAACUACCAGCUGGAACAAAUCACAGAUAAAGUAGCCCUAAGGGUACUUUACGAUGAGAUACCUGCUCUAGAGGAAAAAAGAACAACUGAUCUUAAAACAUACACUUGGUUUUUAAACAAACCAGAGAACGCGGUUAAUGACUUCCCAGAACUGAAAGAUUAUUCUGAGGGUCAGACUUUCUCUGAUGAUUACUUGCGUCCUUCAACAGAACCCCUUCAAACUGAUGGUUUUACUUAUGAGUGGUCAAGAGAAGAACAUGAAAGCACACACCAAGACUUCACCUUAAUAUUCAGAGCGAGGCCAACCUGUGAAAGAGUUCCUCAGGUCAUUACAGAGGAAACGAGAAUAAGAUUGGAUUACUGGCAGUAUAUCAAAGAGUUUGUGUUCUUUGGUGGGUCACGACGUGAAGGAACAGUGCUUGCCCCGGAUCCAGCUUGGAUUGAUCAGGCACACAGGAAUGGGGUCGCCAUAUUUGGCACAGUUUUUUUGCCACCUUUGACCCUUGGGGGAGACAAGAAAGACACGGAAGAACUGGCAAAACUGGAGAACCUACAGAAAUUAGUGGACAUUGCCCACCGAUUAAACUUUGAAGGGUGGUUUCUGAAUGUCGAAAGCUUCAAAAGAUAUGAUGAUUCUUGCUUAAAUGAUCUGAAACUCGCAAUUCAGAAAAUGGAUCUCAGGGGUAAAGAAAUUAUUUGGUAUUUACCCAUGUGUGAUGAAAUUGACCCCAAAUCAAAAGGAGUAAGGAUGACAUGUGAUAAAAAAAAUAAAUAACACAGCAUUUGCCUUUCUGGAAGAAGAGGGAAAAAAGUUGUAUUUGAAUUUUUUUAAAUUGGUUUGCCAAGUGUUUUCUAAUCAGGCUCCUCGGAAUUACCUCAUGUUUGUUGAUGAACCCUAUUGGGUAAACACACUUAAACACAGACAGUAUUUAGUAGAUCCUAUCAGAUUUCCAUAUGCACAUAACUGUCUUUGGCAGUUCUUUCUAGGUGAAAAUGGUCUGGAAAGAAACCCAACAGAUACAUAUCGCUGGUAUGGAAUUGCUAAAUAUGCAAAACAAAGAAAAUGAUUAAGUAAAGAUUUAACUACGCAUUUUCUCAAGUUGGAAUUCAAGCUAUCCAAGAGAUUUUGAUUUCAUCACCUUAAACAUCAACAUUAGAGUUCAAACCAGCCAUAAUUGAAGCUGCAUCUUAUUUCUGUUUCACACUUUUCUAUACCCUUAGCUUGCAAUGCACACCACUUCAUUGUUGGGAAUGGAAUAUGUAUCUGAGAUUGUUCAUCUUUUUCUGUUCUUUAUUAGAAUAAUCUUAAAGCUCAUUUAAACUCUUGCAAGUACAGGUAAUUCAUGUACAUUACUCUGUGUUGUUUAUUUGUUCUAUUGUAUCUUAACAAAAGGUAGUAUGAAA